Suhomyces tanzawaensis NRRL Y-17324 is the source of this 1179-nucleotide messenger RNA. It is a transcript of the gene ARP2, whose product is annotated as actin-related protein 2. Gene Ontology annotation, cellular component: Arp2/3 protein complex; actin cortical patch. The transcript has 2 exons. Bases 1 to 1179 code for a protein of 392 amino acids. Lineage: Eukaryota; Fungi; Ascomycota; Pichiomycetes; Serinales; Debaryomycetaceae. Gene Ontology annotation, molecular function: actin filament binding. Gene Ontology annotation, biological process: Arp2/3 complex-mediated actin nucleation. The record is from RefSeq and is a predicted model, not a curated record.
AUGAGUGGGCAACCAAUUGUUCUCGACCAAGGUACAGGUUUUGUAAAAAUCGGUAGAGCAGGGACUAACUUCCCUGACCACACAUUCCCCUCCAUAGUUGGUAGACCCAUCUUGAGAGCAGAAGAAAGAAACAUACUCCUUCCAAAUGAUAUCGAAAUCAAAGACAUCAUGUGUGGAAGUGAAGCCAGUGAGGUCAGAUCCUUGUUACAAAUCAGUUAUCCCAUGGAGAACGGUAUCAUCAAAAACUGGGAAGACAUGGAACAUUUGUGGGACUACGCUUUCUACGAAAGAUUGAAACAGCCCACCGAAGGUGAAAAGAUUUUGUUGACCGAACCCCCAAUGAACCCAUUGAAGAACAGAGAAACCAUGUGUGAUGUCAUGUUUGAAAAAUACCAGUUCGGCGGAGUUUACGUCGCAAUCCAAGCAGUUUUGGCGUUAUACGCACAAGGUUUAAGUUCUGGUGUCGUAGUCGACUCGGGUGAUGGUGUGACACAUAUUGUUCCAGUUUACGAAUCCGUAGUCUUGAACCAUUUGACGAAGAGAUUGGAUGUCGCAGGUAGAGAUGUCACUAGAAACUUGAUCAAUCUUUUAUUGCGUCGUGGAUAUGCAUUCAAUAGAACCGCUGAUUUUGAAACUGUUCGUCAAAUUAAGGAAAAGUUAUGUUACGUGUCUUACGACUUGGACUUGGAUACAAAAUUAGCACAAGAGACUACCACUUUGGUAGAGUCAUAUGAAUUGCCUGAUGGUAGAGUCAUUAAGGUUGGAUCGGAAAGAUUCGAAGCACCAGAGUGUUUAUUCCAACCACAUUUAGUUGAUGUUGAACAACCAGGUGUUGGUGAGACAUUAUUCAAUACCAUUCAGAGUGCCGAUGUUGACGUUAGAUCUUCAUUGUUCAAAGCAAUUGUGUUAUCGGGUGGAUCCUCCAUGUACCCAGGUUUGCCAUCUAGAUUGGAGAAGGAAUUGAAACAGUUAUGGUUAACAAAGGUCUUAAAGGGUGACGCUUCUAGAUUGGACAAAUUUAAGGUAAGAAUCGAAGAUCCUCCAAGAAGAAGACACAUGGUUUUCAUCGGUGGUGCGGUAUUGGCCAACAUUAUGGCUGACAAAGAGCACAUGUGGAUCUCGAAACAAGAAUGGGAAGAACAAGGUCCAAGAAUCUUGGAAAAGUUGGGUCCACGUUAA